GGGGAAUCGGCCCGCACGAGAUCUCGUGGUGAUUCUGUGACUGGUGCGAGCCUCCCUCUUACGCUUCGCAUCCUCGGGUGAGGCGGCAGUGAGUGACAGAAAGAUGCAUUGACUGACAUGGCAUGGACAGGAGGAGGAGGAGACCUCUAUAGAAAGAAACCAAGCAAGCCAACAAAUGCCUGCUCCCGUGUGCUGUGUGGUGGCAGAUAGAUAGACAAGACGGACGAGUGUGUGAGGCGCUGAGUCAGCGACGGGGGAGAGGCAUGUCUGAGUCCGCGAGUGUGGGGACGAAGCGUCCGGCCGAGCAGGUCAUCAACGGGCAGCCGGACGGCCCGGCCAACGCUCCAACGAGCGUCCAGCAGCAACAGAGUGGGAGUGGGGAGCAGCCCAAGAAGCUGAGGCGGUCACGAUGGGGUCAGGCGCCAAGCGACGUGGAUGCCACCGCUGCAGCACAGAAACAGGCACAGCCACAGUCGCAGAAUGGUCAGCCGAGGGGGGGAGUGGUGCACACACACACACGCGCAGGCAGGAAUGCAUUCGUUUAUUCGUCUCUGUCGGUGUGGGUGUGUGUGUGGCUGUGUGCAGGUCCGUCGUCAGCUCAGCCCCCUCCCCCCUCCUCAGCACCACCACCAGCAGCAGCGGCGGCAGCGGCGGUGCCGUUCGAUGUGUCGCUUGCCAAGAAGGCUAUGGAAGGUCAGAUCGAUAGAGUCAUACCCAAUACCCACACCCACAGCCACACCCACCGAAUGUGCCGAUUGACAGAUGCGCUCGCCAAGGCCAAGGAAGCAGCGGCGCAGAAGGAGGCCAUCCAGCGGCGGCUCAUGGCCGCCCAGCAAGCCUCACAGCAGGCCGCGACACCCACACCCGCACCACCGGCAGCGCUGCCGCUGAGUGGCGGGCUGAACCUGGCAGUGUUGCAGGCGCAGCAGCAGCAGGCCCUGCAGCUGCAGCUCGCCAAGGCCAAGGCGCAGGCACAAGCUCAAUUGCAGGCGGGGAUGCAUCGGGCCAUGGGUGCACAGGGAGGUACGUAUCUGACUGAACAGCAUGAAGGAAGGCGCAUUUGUGAUGGAUGGAUGCAUGUGUUUCGGUGUGGUGUGGUGUGGUGGUGGGUGCGAUGCAGCGAUGCGUCCGCUGCGUGUGGAUGAGUUUGGCAGAGAGGUGGACGAGGAGGGCAAAGUCGUACCCAUCAAGCCGCAGCUCAGAUCUACUCUCAAGGUACCCCCCUCACCCUCCCCCUCCCACCGACACAACCCCCUGUCCCUCCCUCUGUCCACUUUUGUGUGUGUCUGCCCUGCCCCCAGGUGAACAUCAACAGGGAGAAGGAGGAGCGCAUCAAGAAGAAGCCCUUCGCCCGCGUCAAGCCCGACAAGAGCGUCGUCGACCCCAAAAAGAACCCCUUCUUCGACCCAAACGUCAGAGGCGGAAAGGUCAGUCCGCAGAUGUCUCUUCUUCUCGUCUGCCCCCCUGCAGCUGCCACACAUGAGACUGCUCAUAUUGCUGUGUGUUGUUGUGGUGUGUUGUGGUGUGUUGUGUUGCUGUGUCCUUCCUCCUCUUUGGCUGGCUGCCUGCCUGGCAGAAAGCGCGCCGCGGCUUCCACUUUGUCGAAGAAGGUGAGCAGGCAGGCAGGCAAACUACCGAGCUGGCCAGCGGCACUCUGUCCGCAUGGGUGCAUUGGUGUGUUCAGGGACGUACGUGAAGCGUGAGCAGCAGAUACUGAAGCGCGCCGAGGCCAAGGCGCUCGGCAUCGACCUACAGAAACUGCACGCCGAGAAACAGGUCGACACCAACCCACCCACCCAUUAUCCACCCGACACACACGUGUCGGCGUGUGUGGUGUGUGUUGUCAGGCGCGUGCAAAGGAGGAGAGUGCUGCGCUCAAGAAGGAGCAGGGCGAGGGAGAUGAGGAGUUCAACCCCAACCUCAUCCCACUCGGUGAGCACACACACGCCAUGGCCACUAUAAUGAUUCACUCCAUCACUCAUUCAAUCGCAGGUGGGCUUGGUCCUGCCAUGAAGCUGCCGACGUUGUUCCCGAAGCAGGAGGAGGGAGAGGAGGGUCCUGAUCUCGACCUCGAAGGGGAGGAGGAGGAGAGGGUUUCUCUCUCACCCUCUCUGAGGGCGGACAGGGUGGUGCCGGUCGUCGAGAGCAUCAAAAUGCGCCCACGGGUGAGCUUGUCUGGAUGGAUGGAUGGAUGGGUGUGUGUGUGUGUGUGUGGUGGGUGUGUGCAGGAGAUCAUCCCCGAGGUGGAGUGGUGGGACAAGCCCAUCCUGAAGGCCAAGACAGACCAAGAAGGCGUCAAGAGAGAACAAGAGGGAGAGGGGGAGGACUUCAACUGGGUCAUCAACACGGUGAGUGUCCGGGCCCCACACAGGCAACCAACAUGUGUGUGUGGAUGUGUCGAUGUGUGGGUCAUGUGUGUGCAGGACAAGAUCACCCACUAUGUCGAGCACCCAGUUCCCAUCAAGGUAAUCCAGCCAAGUCACCCCCCACCACCCCACACCAGACACUGGAGGCAUGUGUGUGUGUGUGUGUGUGUUUGUGUGUGUGUGUGUCCACGGGGUGGAUGCGAUGCAGCCCGCCGCCGAGGCCGACUCCACUGUGACCCCCACCAUGUACCUCACGCAGAAAGAGCGGUGAGCCCCCACAUCACAUCACACCAGACAGACAGACACCCACCCCCCCCCUCCCCCUACAGACGCCACGCCCACACGUGUGUGUGUUGUGUGUCCGUCGCCACCAUGCCUGUGCUGUGUGCAGAAAGAAGCUGCGCCGUCGCCGUCGCCAGGAGAAGGAGCAGGAAAAGCAGGACAAAAUCAAAAUGGGACUCAUCCCACCGCCACCGCCCAAAGUCAAGGUGCGUGGCGGCCUGACACCACUCACAUCACAGCGACCCGAUGCACAGAUGGGUGGGUGGACUGUCUAUGUGUGUGUGUCUCUGUGUGUGUGUGGUCGGUCAGCUUUCCAACCUCAUGAAAGUCCUGGGCAACGAAGCCGUUGCGGUGAGCUGAAAGAGCGCUGUCAACACACACACACACACACACAAACAAACACACACACAGAGAGAGCGAGAGAGGGAGGGAAUGGAUCUCUUGUGUGUGUCUUUGUGUGUGUGCCAACACGUGUAGGAUCCCAGCAAGAUCGAGAAGCAGGUCAAGCACCAGAUGGAGAAGCGCAUCAAGGACCACGAAGCCCGCAACGUGGUAUGUGAUGUGACGACCUGCACAGACACCCCACAGCCCCACACCACCUCUCUCUGUGUGUGUUAUCUGUGUGUGUGCAGGCUCGUCAGUUGGCCCCCGAGGAGCGCAAGAAGAAGAAGAUCAGCAAGUGGCAGAGCUCAUCGGGCGUCGACUUUGAAGUCGCCAUCUUCACAGUAAGACACACACGCAGAUAUACACACACGCACGCACAUACACACACACACACACAGAGAGAGAGAGAGAGAGAUCUCGCGGGGUGGAAACCUUUCUGUGUGUGGAUGUCUGUGUGUGUGUGCAGGUCAAGAAUUUCGAGAGCCGGCGGAAUGUCUACAAGGUGAGUGCGUGAGUGCGUUGACACAUGGGUGCGCAUAUGUGUCUCUUAUCUAUGUGGUGCCUGCCUGUGGCUUCCUUCAGGUCGACAUCAAUGCCCAGCAGUUCCACCUCACGGGCGCCUGCGUCAUCUGCCCGGCCGCAAACACACACUGCGUCAUCGUAGAGGUAUGAAAGGAGAGGGAGAGAGGGAGAGAGAGAGAGAGGAAAGAACCCCCCCACACACACCCAUCGCCCAUCCAUCCAUCCAUCCAUCGAUGUGUCUCUCUUCCAGGGUGGCCCCCGGUCCAUCAAGCGUUACAAGAAGCUCAUGCUGCGCCGCAUCAAGUGGGAGGAGGGUUCCGAUGCCGCGGCAGCGACCAAGGGCGAAGAGGCCGACACCAACAUGAGUGGGGGCAACGCCGAGGGAGACGACGACGAGGUACCUCUGUCUGUCUGUCUGUCUAGGGGGGCUGGGACAUACACGCCUGGCAUCUGUGCGUGUGUUGUGUCUCGAUUGAUUGCAGGAAGACGAGGACGAUGAGACGGGCAAGAAGGGGAGCAGCACCUUCUGCCAGCUCGUGUGGCAGGUCAGUCUAUCAGCCACCGCCUGUGUGCCCGCCCCCUACACCAAUCUGUGUGUGUGUGGUGGUGGUGUGCAGGGUGUGGUGGCCACGCGUGCCUUCAAGAACUGGCGAGUCUACAACACCAAGGGCGAGUUUGAGGCAAAGAAGAUCUUCUCCGACAGACACGUGGUGCGUUCACCGCGUGUAUGCACCCACGCACACACAUCCAUCCAUGUGUGUGUGUCUUCAUUGUGUUGUGUGGUGUCGUGUUGUGUUGUGGUGUGUGCAGGAGUCGUAUUGGGACAUGGUCAAGAAGUUCCGGCCCGCAGAAGCGGACAUUUGAUCUCGUCAUCGGUCCGUGUACGCGUGACGCCGCCUUGUCGUUAUUGUGCUGGCAAUCUUUGCUCAACCGGUGCCGAUCCAUCGGUUGCAGUGAAGGUCGUCAGCGAGAAGCGAGCAAGGAAGCGCCACGCACUCACAGAGAGAGAGGGGUAGGCAAUGAGUGGAUGGACACAUGGUUUGUCGGUCGGUCCGCGGGAGGCGGUUGGAAUGGGUGGAGAUGGUGUAUGCGCGCAUCAUGGUUCCGCAUGGUUCAUACGUGUGUGCGGGUGGACGCUCGUAUAGACAGACCAUAUGCACGAGGGCAUCCAUCCAUCCAUCCAUUCAUUGGUGAGAA
Molecule: messenger RNA, 4751 nt
Organism: Vitrella brassicaformis
Lineage: Eukaryota; Vitrellaceae
Source: the annotation of a GenBank genome assembly